Talaromyces stipitatus ATCC 10500 is the source of this 504-nucleotide messenger RNA. RefSeq lists its product as uncharacterized. The record is from RefSeq and is a predicted model, not a curated record. Bases 1 to 504 code for a protein of 167 amino acids. The transcript has 2 exons. Lineage: Eukaryota; Fungi; Ascomycota; Eurotiomycetes; Eurotiales; Trichocomaceae.
AUGAAAGCUGCCACAGCUUUCCUCACCUCCUUGGCCGCUCUUGCGAGUGCCCAACUGAUUGAUCUGGAAACAGGCAAGAAAGUAUCAAUUGCAGAUUAUUCCUUGCUUAUGCCCGUGGCCGUUCGCGAACCUGAGGACAAUUCCACCGGUUUAGAACCUCGAGACUGGUACGGCGUCAAAGGCUACUUUUACUCCCCCAACUGUGGCAAGGAUGGAAGUUGGGAUGGGUAUACCUGGACAAACAUUGGAAGCGGAUGCUACGGCUCUUGGGAGAACAAUCAAGUCAAGGACCUAUGGUCUGUUGAAUGGGGAGUAUUAGAUGAUCUGAAGAAAAAGGUCUAUUGCACGGAUCCUUAUUUCAAGCUCUAUCUACAACUGUUCCACGGCUGUACUAAUUGCAAUUGUGGUUUUGAACCAAACAAUAAUGAGAUGGAUGGCAACUAUGGCUGCGCAAAGUUGGGGGAGAGCAUCAAAUCCUGGAGGCUGGCUUGUGCGCCGCCAUAG